This is a messenger RNA of Vitis vinifera (wine grape), 768 nucleotides long. Its product is annotated as amino acid permease 1. Bases 1 to 768 code for a protein of 255 amino acids. Gene Ontology annotation, cellular component: plasma membrane. Lineage: Eukaryota; Viridiplantae; Streptophyta; Magnoliopsida; Vitales; Vitaceae. The record is from RefSeq and is a predicted model, not a curated record. The transcript is spliced from 3 exons.
AUGGUGGCUCAUGUGGGAAAGGAUAUUGCUACAUCAACCAAAGUUUGGCAUGUUUUUCAAGCUCUUGGAAAUGUUGCAUUUGCUUACACUUAUGCAUGGCUGCUGCUAGAAAUUCAGGAUACCUUAAAGUCACCACCACCAGAGAAUAAAGUGAUGAAGAAAGUCUCCUUCUAUACCAUUCUUGGGACAGCAAUCUUUUAUUGUUCUUUGGGAUUCAUAGGUUAUGCAGCAUUUGGAAGUGAUGCUCCAGGAAAUAUUCUUACAGGAUUUGAUGAACCAGUUUGGCUUGUUGAUGUUGGCAACAUUGCUGUGAUCAUUCAUUUGAUUGGAGGUUAUCAGGUGUUUGGUCAAGUAAUUUUUGCUACAAAUGAGAGGUUGCUCACAUCAAGAUUGUCAACAUCAUUCUUUAAUAGAACUUACACCAUAAGGUUUUCAUUCAUAAGGAACAGGUCCUUUCACUUUUCAUUCAGCAGGCUUCUCAUGCGAACGGUCUUUGUCAUUUUAACAACUUUGGUUGCCAUGAUAUUUCCAUUCUUCAAUGCAAUCCUGUCAAUUCUUGGCUCAAUUUCCUUCUGGCCGAUAACAGUGUACUUCCCAAUGCACAUGUAUAUGAUUCAAGCAAAGAUCAAGAAGGGAAGUCCUACCUGGAUGGUCUUUUAUGUUCUAAGCUUUGUGUGUUUGAUUGUUUCUCUUGUUUCUGUUAUUGGUUCAGUUGCUGAUAUCUCCCAGAAUCUUAGGCAUGCAAAGAUAUUCCAUAUUGAACUCUAG